Messenger RNA from Phlebotomus papatasi, 521 nucleotides. RefSeq names its product M-phase phosphoprotein 6 (gene Mpp6). NCBI's taxonomy places the organism in Eukaryota, Metazoa, Arthropoda, Insecta, Diptera, Psychodidae. Gene Ontology annotation, biological process: maturation of 5.8S rRNA. The coding region runs from base 1 to 465 and encodes 154 amino acids. The transcript has a single exon. The record is from RefSeq and is a predicted model, not a curated record.
AUGUCCGGAAAAGCGAGACUCUCCAAAACAAUCUUGGAGAUGAAAUUUAUGAAGAAGACCAGAGAUAAAGUGCUAAAGGCUGAAGAAUCUGAACAAAGCUGCUCAAUGUACUCCAGUGAAAUCACCAAAAAGAUGCUGACUGGAUCAAAUCUCAUCGUAGAACCUAGCUAUGUACCAUGUGAAGAUCUCCUGAUUGGGAGAUUCAGUUUUGGUGGAAUGAAUCCUGAACUGGAGAGAUUGUUGUUAAAAGAACAAGCUGGAAAGAUCAAUGCAAAUUUGGAGCAGGAAAAAGAAAUGAUCAAGGACGUUACCGAUGAUAAAAUGGCCCUUCAGUACACAAAGUUCCAGAAAACCCUUAGCAAUAAAUACGCAGCACAGGAACGGAAGUCUCAUGGAAGGGCAAAGGAUGGGAAAAUUCAGAAGCCCUAUCAAAAAAAUCCCAAAUUCAAGAAGGAAUAUUCAUGAAUUGUGAAUUAUAGGCAGACCAUUUAUAUAUAAUAUUAAUAAAUGAUGAUAAGAUG